Messenger RNA from Perognathus longimembris pacificus (Pacific pocket mouse), 3785 nucleotides. It is a transcript of the gene Fgfr1, whose product is annotated as fibroblast growth factor receptor 1. Gene Ontology annotation, molecular function: fibroblast growth factor receptor activity; ATP binding; fibroblast growth factor binding. The transcript has 18 exons. Bases 476 to 2944 code for a protein of 822 amino acids. Gene Ontology annotation, biological process: positive regulation of cell population proliferation; positive regulation of kinase activity; positive regulation of cell differentiation. The record is from RefSeq and is a predicted model, not a curated record. Gene Ontology annotation, cellular component: signaling receptor complex; membrane. NCBI's taxonomy places the organism in Eukaryota, Metazoa, Chordata, Mammalia, Rodentia, Heteromyidae.
GUCCCCGCGCUGCAGUCGGGCUCGCCGCGGUGCCGGGGUCCCCGCCGGGCGAUGGAGUCGGGUCUGCCCGAAGCGUGAGGCGCCUCCGCUCGGUUCUGGAGAGAGGGGGGCGCGAGGUCUGGAGACUCGGGGCGGCGGACGGGAGCCCUCCCCCCCGCCCCGCCUCCGGGGCACCAGCUUCGGCUCCAUUGUUUCCUCCCGGGCUGGAGGCGCCGAGCACCGAGCAACGCCUGGAACGGAGCGCCAGCCGUGGGGCUCUCGCGACCCCGCGAGGACCCGCGCAGAACCCGGGGGCGACGAGCCGGAGAGGGGGACGCGGGCGCCCGCCCGCCCGCUUGGCCAAGCCACGGCGAGCUCUCCAGAGGCAGAACCUCUGCGCCAAGUGAGAGUCAGCUUGCAAAGGAAGAUCAAGCGCAAGGUGGAGUAUCCAUGGAGGUGUGGAGCCUUGUCACCAACCUCUAACUGCAGAACUGGGAUGUGGAGCUGGAAGUGCCUCCUCUUCUGGGCUGUGCUGGUCACAGCCACACUCUGUACUGCCAGGCCGGCCCCCACCUUGCCUGAACAAGCUCAGCCUUGGGGAGCCCCUGAGGAAGUGGAGUCCCUCCUGGUCCACCCCGGUGACCUGCUGCAGCUCCGCUGUCGGCUGCGGGACGAUGUGCAGAGCAUCAACUGGCUGCGGGAUGGGGUGCAGCUGGUGGAGAGCAACCGUACCCGCAUCACAGGGGAGGAGGUGGAGGUGCGGGAUUCUGUGCCCGCUGACUCUGGCCUCUACGCUUGUGUGACCAGCAGCCCCUCUGGCAGCGAUACCACCUACUUCUCCGUCAAUGUCUCAGAUGCCCUCCCCUCCUCGGAGGAUGACGACGACGAUGAUGACUCCUCCUCAGAGGAGAAAGAGACAGAUAACACCAAACCAAACCGUAUGCCUGUGGCUCCAUACUGGACAUCCCCAGAAAAGAUGGAAAAGAAAUUGCAUGCAGUGCCAGCUGCCAAGACAGUGAAGUUCAAAUGUCCUUCCAGUGGGACUCCGAACCCCACACUGCGUUGGCUGAAGAAUGGCAAAGAGUUCAAACCUGACCACAGGAUUGGAGGCUACAAGGUCCGUUACGCCACAUGGAGCAUCAUAAUGGACUCAGUGGUGCCCUCCGAUAAGGGCAACUAUACCUGCAUCGUGGAGAAUGAGUAUGGCAGCAUAAACCACACGUACCAGCUGGAUGUUGUGGAGCGGUCCCCUCACCGGCCCAUCCUGCAAGCUGGGUUGCCUGCCAACAAGACAGUGGCCCUGGGCAGCAAUGUGGAGUUCAUGUGUAAAGUAUACAGCGACCCACAGCCCCAUAUCCAGUGGCUAAAGCACAUCGAGGUGAAUGGGAGUAAGAUUGGUCCGGACAACCUGCCUUAUGUCCAGAUCUUGAAGACGGCCGGAGUUAAUACCACCGACAAAGAGAUGGAGGUGCUUCACUUGCGAAAUGUCUCCUUUGAGGACGCGGGGGAGUAUACGUGCUUGGCGGGUAACUCUAUCGGACUCUCCCAUCACUCUGCAUGGUUGACCGUGUUGGAAGCCCUGGAAGAGAGGCCGGCCGUGAUGACCUCACCCCUCUACCUGGAGAUCAUCAUCUACUGCACGGGGGCCUUCCUCAUCUCCUGCAUGGUGGGCUCUGUCAUCAUCUACAAGAUGAAGAGUGGCACCAAGAAGAGCGACUUCCACAGCCAGAUGGCUGUGCACAAGCUGGCCAAGAGCAUUCCUCUGCGCAGACAGGUAACAGUGUCGGCUGACUCCAGUGCAUCCAUGAACUCCGGGGUUCUUCUAGUUCGGCCCUCACGGCUCUCUUCCAGCGGGACUCCUAUGCUAGCUGGAGUCUCAGAAUAUGAGCUUCCCGAAGACCCCCGUUGGGAGCUGCCCCGAGACAGGUUGGUCUUAGGCAAGCCACUGGGAGAGGGCUGCUUUGGGCAGGUGGUGUUGGCAGAGGCCAUCGGGCUAGACAAGGACAAACCCAACCGCGUGACCAAAGUAGCUGUGAAGAUGUUGAAGUCGGACGCAACAGAGAAGGACCUGUCAGACCUUAUCUCAGAGAUGGAGAUGAUGAAGAUGAUUGGGAAACACAAGAAUAUCAUCAACCUGCUGGGAGCCUGUACACAGGAUGGUCCUCUGUAUGUCAUUGUGGAGUAUGCCUCCAAGGGCAAUCUCCGAGAGUACCUGCAGGCCCGGAGGCCCCCAGGACUGGAAUACUGCUAUAACCCCAGCCACAACCCGGAGGAACAGCUCUCUUCCAAGGACCUGGUAUCCUGUGCCUAUCAGGUGGCCCGAGGCAUGGAGUAUCUUGCUUCUAAGAAGUGCAUCCACCGAGACCUGGCCGCCAGGAACGUGCUGGUGACAGAAGACAACGUGAUGAAGAUCGCAGACUUCGGCCUGGCCCGGGACAUCCACCACAUCGACUACUAUAAAAAGACAACCAACGGCCGGCUGCCUGUGAAGUGGAUGGCACCCGAGGCCUUGUUUGACCGGAUCUACACCCACCAGAGUGAUGUGUGGUCUUUUGGGGUGCUUCUAUGGGAAAUCUUCACCCUGGGCGGCUCCCCGUACCCUGGUGUGCCUGUGGAAGAGCUUUUCAAGCUGCUGAAGGAGGGCCAUCGGAUGGACAAGCCUAGUAACUGCACCAACGAGCUGUACAUGAUGAUGCGGGACUGCUGGCAUGCAGUGCCCUCCCAGAGGCCUACCUUCAAGCAGUUGGUGGAAGACCUGGACCGCAUUGUGGCCUUGACUUCCAACCAGGAGUAUCUGGACCUGUCCAUGCCUCUGGACCAGUACUCCCCCAGCUUUCCCGAUACCCGAAGCUCUACCUGCUCCUCGGGGGAGGAUUCUGUCUUCUCUCAUGAGCCAUUGCCCGAGGAGCCCUGUCUGCCCCGACAUCCCACCCCACUAGCCAACGGCGGACUCAAGCGACGCUGAUACCCCGAAGCUCCACCAUCAGCUGUGCUCCUCACCCACAGCUCCGGCUGGACUCAACUGCCUUCCUCCUUCCCUUUUCCUGCUGGCAGGAGCCGGCUGCCUGUGUGAGGCCUUCUUGUGUGGUCUGUCUUCCCCUACUAAGCACCCCCUUCCUCUUCCUCAGCCUGCUUGUGAGAGGGGAGCGGAGGCAGGUACUUGCUGGUAGCCACUUCACUCCCUCCCAAGUUCGGACCAAGACCCUUCCCUGCCGCGGGCACUGCCUGGAGGGCCGGCUGGGAGUGGAACGAGCAGGCAAGCAGGGCGAGCUUCCCGAGUGAGUGGUCCUGUGUUGUCAGUCCCUGGCAUUCGGUGGCCGCCGGGGCCUGGUCCUCGGGCUCCCGCCGCAGGGAGGCCACUGCUCCAGGCCUCGGUGGAGGACCCUCUGUUCCACGUAGAGGGUGCCAGUGGCUUAGUAAUUGUAGUACUAAUUUGCUUCGCUGACCAAAACGCCUGGUCCCAGAGGAUGGCAAGGGCAAAGACUGGAGCAGUGGUGUGGUCCUGGACUGGGGGCUUUGUACAUAGCUAUGAAGAAAACACAAAGUGUAUAAAUCUGAGUAUAUAUUUACAUGUCUUUUUAAAAGGGUCGUUACCAGAGAUUUGCCCAUUGGGUAAGAUGCUCCUGGUGACAGGGAGGCAUCCGUUGCUAUAUAUUAAAAACAAAGAAAAAAGAAAAAAAAUGGAAAAUGUUUUUUAAAAGGUCAUAUAUUUUUUGCUACUUUUGCUGUUUUAUUUUUUUAAAUUAUGUUCUAAACCUAUUUUCAGUUUAGGUCCCUCAAUAAAAAUUGUUGCUGCUUCAUUUUUA